This is a messenger RNA of Coniophora puteana RWD-64-598 SS2, 1500 nucleotides long. RefSeq lists its product as uncharacterized. The record is from RefSeq and is a predicted model, not a curated record. The transcript has 4 exons. NCBI's taxonomy places the organism in Eukaryota, Fungi, Basidiomycota, Agaricomycetes, Boletales, Coniophoraceae. The coding region runs from base 1 to 1500 and encodes 499 amino acids.
AUGUCCACCCAAACACCAAACCCCUUCGAACUCUCGGCGACAGACCCUUCAACUGCGCAUCGACUCGAUAUUAAUGCGUCUACUUGGGCAAACCAGGAAAUUGGCUUUCCGGUGGCCGAUAUACACGUUGACCGCGGGAAGUGGGUCCGCGAUUGGGACAAGGGCGUCGAGCAAUUGACGAAGUCGGCGCAACUUGUCUUCAUCAAGACUGCGGCGACCCAUAACCCGCAGCACUUCCUCGCUGAAAUCAAAUCCACGGACUACGACUUCUUACACCAAUGUCAGGAGAUGACGAAAAAUAAUCGCGUCCCCUGCCUAGACGUCGUAAGAGGAGGAAUCCAUGGCUCUGCGAACGAACGCUACAACCCCAAGGACUGGUUCAGGCUCAUCAGCGACGAGAAGAGGUGGGAAAUGAUUUGCGAGGCUCUCGAGCAGACCUGCAGGCGCAACAUACUGGGUCAAGAUGCUCGCAUGUUCUGUCCUGAAAUCAUUGGAACCGUGAUGCUGAAGCGCCGGGGAAUGGAACUCUUCACGUUCUUCGACCGCUAUUUCAAGAUAGCGUCAUCUGCGGAAGAAAAUCCACCGACUCGUGACCCCAUCGUAGAAAGCGAAUGGUGGGUUACCGCGUUACAACUAGGCCCCAAUCCACCGUUGCCGGAUGAAAAUGCGGCCUACCUUUACAAGUUUUAUAUGUGUGUUCGGCAGGAUUUCAUUGACUUCUUUGCAUUCAACGCCUGCUCGGCUAUUGCUACCGCUUGGAAUGAAGACAUGGAAAAUAGCCUCGCCUCAGCGCUUCGGCUCAUACUGAAUGUUGACCGCCAAGGCAUGCGUGGUAUCAUGUCCGCCAAGAAGACGUCCAAAAACAAAGAUUUGCUGAUCUGCGAGCACUGUGAACGUAGCCCUGAUGAAAUUGGCGACGAUGUUCGCUUUCUCGUCUGUGGGGUCUGCAAGCGGAAGCUGAACUUCGAGUGCUUCUACUGCUCUAAAGAAUGCCAGAAGUCCAAUGGGCGACAGCACAAGUCUCAUUGCGGAAAGGAAAAAGUCUCCAAAAGCCGAUCCUUGGGUCGACCCGGGUACAAGCGCUCGCUUCAGCUACUCCUACAGCUCAAGAUGCAGAGCGAUCAUGAAGAUACGGAUUACUUCCUUUUCAAGACUAGCGUGAAAUCUUACGGCGCCACGAUAUAUCCUUCAUGGUUUCCUUCCAACGCGACAAAGGGAAGCAAACUCUGCGCCCUCGAGGAUGACGAUAUAUCGUCAACGAUCACGAAGGAGGAGAUCAUCCAGCAACUUACAGCGGAAUACGAGGUUGACGCUGGUGCACACCUCGAAACGGUGGAAGAAGCGCUUGCAGCUGAAAAUGACCCGAAGCGAUUCCUGGGAAUGAGCCUAUUUAGUUUCAUCAUUCCCGAUGUACUUGAAGAAUGGGCUGGAGAGUUCUUGAAGGAGAAGGGCCAGUUUAAUGAAGAGGAAGUCAAGUAUGCGAUAGCCCUUUUCAAGUAA